Molecule: messenger RNA, 426 nt
Organism: Arctia plantaginis
Lineage: Eukaryota; Metazoa; Arthropoda; Insecta; Lepidoptera; Erebidae
Source: the annotation of a GenBank genome assembly
AUGAAUCGAUCCCUAAAUAAUUACUUUAGAAAUUUUAAUCGGAUCUCCAGAGCGAGACGAUCAUUCAGCAGUAACGUUAAAGUAAACGAAAAUGAACCCAUAAAAUUUACUACUAGUGGUGCAGCAAGAAAAACAGUUGCACCAGUGCUGAGAAAGGUUAAUAUAGACAUGCCUUGGUAUCAGCCCUAUUCUGUCGUAGGAAGUGUUGCAGUAUUAUUAAUAUACUUCUGCAUAUUAAGAGAGGAGAGUGACAUAGAUCUUGAAUUCGAUAAAACUUUAUACCAAAGAAUAAAAGGGCUUGAAAAAGAACAAUUAUUACAAACAUACCGUUUCAAUAAAGAACAUGGUAAAAGUGUUGUGGAAAUAGAACUGAGGCUUAAGGAAUUGGAAGAGCUCGAAAAACAAGAAGAAACUACAGUUGUAUAG